UGACGCUGAAAUAAACAAACUUUUUCCACGUAUUAGAAAUAUUUUCGUAGUUUUUCUUUUGUGUUGGUUUUGUUGUCAGCAAUGUCUUCAUGGAUAACAGGAUUGGCCGAUAAGGCAGAGAAUAUAUUAACCAAAUUAGACCAAAAUGCAGCAACGGCCUUGCACACAGAUGCUGCACCAGCAUUGGAUACCAUGAAGAAAAGCUUAACUAGCAGCACACAAUCCUUGAAGACGACACUUUCUCCAGCCAAGCGAUCUCCCAACAGCAGUAGCAGCACACCCAUGUCGUUGUCCAUGGUGGGUAAUAGCGCCUCCAGCGCUAAAAGCGAGGGACAUAAUGUGGUGACCACAGAGCUACGCCAUAAGUUACCAACAUCCGCAAGUUUUUCAGUUAAUACGGAUAACGGCAACAACAUGGACACACACGAAUUGGCGGCAUUCAAGAUUGCUCUGAAUGAAAUCACAGGUGAACGGGACGAGUUGCGAAUGCGUCUGGAGGAGCUCAACCGCGACAGCGAAAACCUUGGCCUUAGGCAGCGGGCCCAGGAGUUGGAGAACCAAACUCAAGCAUUAUCUGAGGAGCGUGAUAAGGCCGUGCACGAACUUAACGAGGCGCAAACAGCUCACAUGGCGUACGUGCACUCCAUCUCAGAGCUGGAGAGCAAUCUUGCUAAACUGCAACAGGAGUACGUGAGCACAGCCCACAAAUUGCAAAUGCAAAUCAAGGAGACAGAUCAACAGCGUACGGAGCUGCAAGAGUAUCGGACGAAAGCACAGCGAGCACUGCAAGCAAAGGAUGCGCUCAUAGCUGAGCUCAAAGCGAAUCCCAAUGCAGAAGGUACUGGGCAAGAGUUAGCCAACAAGGACAGUGAAACACGUUUCCUACAGAUCGAAUAUGAUGCCAUUAAACAGGAGCUGCAGCACGCCAAUGAGGAGCAACAGAAACUGCGACUGCAGCUAGAUGAUUACAUCAUACAGGAGCGCCAACACGAACUGGACAUCGGUAUCGCUCGUCAACGGGAGCAAAGUCUAGCCAAAGAGCUGCGCACUGUCCGGGAGCACAACGUGGUGAUCGAAUCAGAGCAACGCAUGCUGACACAGGAGUUGUCUACGCUGCGUCAACAAAUGAGCAACCAAAUGGCUUCCGCUGCCACCCGUCUGCAGGAGAAGGAGCAUCAAUUGCAACAGCAGCGGCAACAACUAAGCGAAUCCGGUGUCACAAAUGCCAAGACCGACUAUGAGAAUCGUCUCAAAGCUCUCACACAAUCUCUGGUCGAGCGACAAGGUUUACUAGAACGCGUCACAUCGGAGCGCAAUGCACUGCGACUGCAGCACGAGAAUAUGCAGGCGCAGCUGAAUCAGAAUAUGCAUACGCUGGAAAUGGGACACCAACGUAACAGCUCCAGUUCCCGCAGCACGCUGCUCUCGAACAGCACCGAUGAUGUCAAGGCACAGUUUCCGCUGAUAAUGCAUCCAAGUCCAUUUGAUAACCGGGUCGCCCGUCGUUUCAAGCGCGCUCUGCGCCAGGCAGACUCCGUGGGCAUACGUGUUGGUGCCUUCCUGCGACGUUAUCCGAUGAUGCGCAUAUGUAUGAUUCUAUACGUGGCCUUGCUGCAUCUGUGGGUCAUGUUUGUGCUACUUUCCACAACGCCCAACUGAAGAGUCGAAUACCCAUUGAAUAUUAUUUGAGCAAUUGUAUAUUUUAAACGUUUGCGUAUUGUUAAUUAUGUAUUCUAAUUUUACACAUGUUGUUAAGUCCACUUUUGUGUGACAAAAUUGAUUACACUUGAUUGUGUAUUGUAUAUUGUUUAGAGACAUUGGCUCACAAAAGAAGGGGGAAACAAAUAGUUAUGUAUAAUCUGGGGAAAAACUGUAAAUUCAAUAAACAAUUCAACUAUGUACAAA
Molecule: messenger RNA, 1905 nt
Organism: Drosophila innubila
Lineage: Eukaryota; Metazoa; Arthropoda; Insecta; Diptera; Drosophilidae
Gene: Golgin84
Product: golgin-84
Exons: 2
Coding region: 82-1659 (525 amino acids)
Biological process (GO): retrograde transport, vesicle recycling within Golgi; Golgi organization
Cellular component (GO): Golgi membrane; Golgi cisterna
Source: RefSeq, a predicted model, not a curated record